This is a messenger RNA of Beauveria bassiana ARSEF 2860, 4260 nucleotides long. Its product is annotated as methyltransferase domain-containing protein. The transcript has a single exon. NCBI's taxonomy places the organism in Eukaryota, Fungi, Ascomycota, Sordariomycetes, Hypocreales, Cordycipitaceae. The record is from RefSeq and is a predicted model, not a curated record. The coding region runs from base 1 to 4260 and encodes 1419 amino acids.
AUGGCAUCCCUCAAGCGAGAGGUUGGGGGAUACGGCCUGCCUGCAAAUCCCUCUGAUGGCGUACGGCCCAAGAAAACGCAGGCUUCUGCCGCAGGCGGCCUGCCUCGACCUGUCAAUUCAAAUGUCGUUCGGGAAGCAACUUCAACCAAGCCAGAACAGCCCAAACAACACCAUUCGAGAAUACCAAGUAGGUCGAUGCGACCAACAGGAAGAUCAGAAUCCGGGCUGCCAGUUCCUACCUCCCCGUCACAGAGCCACGAACCCAGGCGACUGCCCUCUACCAGCGUUUCUGGUUCCGCUUCUUCUCGAAGUCGGACCCAGGGCAGCCUCGACUCGUCCUCUUCGGGCAUAUCUUACGACAGCAGCCUGAAAAGUCUGGGCGAAAACUCCACUAAAAGGAGGUCGAUUACAUCUCGCAACGUAACAGUCCCCGACGACAAUCGCCGCGUUUCGCCAUCACCCAAAAGACAGUCCAUGGCAUCGAUUGAUGAAGCGCUUGAUGUUUAUCUCGAUGUUGGCUCAAGGUCGGCAAAGCCAGAUCCGACAGCCUCGAAGAAAUCACCGGACUUGUCCUCGGCCGCUCCAAAGGCGCCAUUCAUCUAUCCCGAGCUAGACCGCUAUCGCAACCAUGAAAUGCAAACCUCACUGGGGCUCCGCAGGCCAUCUACCGAAGGUCUGUACAAAUUAUCAACUCAUGACCUACCGCCUCCAACUCCUGCUAGCGUCGUCUAUUCAGGAAGUAGUUCACAGUUGAGUGCGGUCAGUGCUAGCCCGUCAACCAAGUUCUCCGUGUCUCCUGGACCAGGCCCUUACAGCCGCGACACUACACCAACUUCAUUCUCGUCACAGUCGCCCGGUUUGGUUGCACCCAGCCGACCAAGCUACUACACAAAGCCGAAACAAACAAGCCCAGCCUACUCUAGGCCCCCUGUUACCCGCCGACGAACUGGCAGCAUUUCUCAGGACGCUGAUUCAACAGCUGCCGACCCCCGGGGCCUAGAUGCUGUUCGAGAAUCUGUUACUUCCUCUUCAUCAAGCUCAACCGUCCGAGAUGGGGGCAGAACUACGCCGCGAAAGCGCUCAGGCAAGAUUUUAGCUGCGCCACCUAACCCACCGCCCAGGAAGUCGUCCCAGAGAUUCCGAAGAAGCAAAGAAGACAAUGCGACGGAAGAAGAAAAGAUGCCAGAUAUUGGCAGUAAAGGAAAAGGCACAACUUCACCCCCGCAAAGGCCAGCAAUACCGCUUCGCCCGAGUCGCAGAGGAACACCGGACUUGAAAUCGCAAUUGUUCGAACCUAUUCCAGUCAUCCAAAGCAACUUGCGCAGUAGCAAACCCAGCUUGGGUGACAGAAGGGGAAGCGAAUCCGCCAGCCACUCGCGCAAGUUAUCGUCCCCAAUCAAGCCCAAGAAGAAUGCAUCGGUCUCGCACAUUCCAGUUGAGACGAACAGCGCUCCAGCGUCGAACCCAGCAUCCCGACCACAAACGGCUAAGUCCACUUCGAGCGGUAAAUCCUUUGCAACUAGCCGUUUCAACUUCUUUGUACGCAGAAGGGCGAGCGAGGAUCAAGAAGAGACAAAGGACGCACGGAAGCUUGCAAGAAAAGGUCCAGCGGCUGGCACAGGCCAUGAAGGAUACGGAAAGAUUGGUGCUGUGCGUCGCCGGAGCGGUGGUGCCCCUAACACCUACAAUUAUGCCGGGCCACAGGCAUCGCAAGAGACAAUCACAAGUGAAGACUCAUUCCUCGCUGACCGCAUGAACCCUGUCGUCAUUGCCGGCGGCGGAGUGAUAGAAAAUAGGAAUCAGAGCCUCGAACAUUCCCCAGUGGACUGUAAUGCUGGUCAGCCUUUCAGCAGCGAGAUCGUUGAGCACUCAAGCAAACUUCAGCCAUCUCUACUACCAUACCGGGAACAUCGUUUCUACAGCAGCAGCGACUCUGAAGACGGAAUCGAACGACCGACUUUGGCUCUUCGCCGCUCGGUCCAGAGAUUACAAACCGCUCCCGAUAGCCCUCUUCGUCUACCACAGCCUAUCAAUACGUCAGGUAUAUCGGGCUCGCCUCUCACAAGCAUCGGCACAAGCAUAAUGUCUGACGACUCUCAAUUGGAGCUCCACAGAGAUCGCUCACAAGACUCUACCAUCUCACAGCAAGCUCCUCGCAAGUUGAAGAAGAAACAGCGUUCGCCGCGAAAGUGGAACUUCUUCGGGCGGACCAAGACUUUGCCUGAACCCGAGAAGGUUUCAAGUGCUACUGUUGCUGCGACUGUGACAACCGUGGAAGUUGACAAGCGUCCUGUACCCUUCUAUGCGAUUAUGGAUCCUUCAGAACAUGGAGAUGCCGAGGACCCCCAAGUCCACGACGUCUUAUAUGCCGCGAAUCUUCUUCCACAGUGCCCCACGGCUAGCUACUCUGAGAUUCAACACCCAUCGCCUGCUCUUGAUAGUGCCGUGACUGCCAGCACGUCAGCGCCUGCCUUGAACGAACGAGUUAUCCCAGGGCCGGUCCGCAGACCGAGUCGAUUACAGCAAGUUGGGCGCAUUCCUAAAGUUGCCACUCGCUACCACAAUCCUGCCUCUCCCAGAAGCUUUUCCCGACCCUUCGGGGCGAGUUUGUCACGAGAUCCUGGUUCUGCGGCACCAAAGGAGGCUGAAUUAAUGACGACAGGCCUCGAGCCGUUAUCCUCAAAAGCAGCCCCCGGUUUGUACCUGGGCGAGUCGAUGCCUGGAAACACUACUCAUACUGUUUCGUUAGAUUCCCAUCACAACAGCAGCACCAUUGGUGACACACCAAACGGAGAAUUUUUGUCACUUUCGCCAAGAAAGUUCUCUGUUGGGACGGCUUGCACAAGCUCUAGCUCGUCCGGGUUCUUUGGCUACGCCGGAGCUACAGCUAUCAUCCCUAAGCCAGAUGAUCCACCGGCUGAAGAUGAGGUUUGGGAUGAGUACAACGAUCUUUUGGGAGAGGACCAAGAGCGUCUGAGGCGAUCCACGACGUCUUCGCGAGGUAUUCCGUUCCACCUGGAAGCUUAUCAAGAGAAGCUCGGUAAAGGAACUCGGCUUGAGUCCCCGGUUGUCGCAGAGAGAAAAAUUUCCAUGCUCUCCGACGCGUCGCGUUCAAGCUAUUGCAGUGCCGACAUGACUGAGAGGCUGAGGGCGGCGUUCCAGCCGCACCACUCUACCUUAGCUACGGGUAACGAAAGCGUCCGGACGAAACGAAGGAGUACCGAGCCUGCUGGAUCGCGGCGUCACAGCUCUGGCUCUGUCAAGACUCGAUUUUCUGGGAGCAGCUCCAGUUCAUUCGACUACAGCUCACCAUUGGCGCAAGUCAAUCUCCGCGUCGGCUCCAUGACUGUCAGCAAGUGGCUUACGUUUGGGCAUGUUUUGUUCAGUGACAUUCGUCACGAAUUGAUAGUAGACAAGUCGGACUCUAGAGCCUCUCGCCACUCUAUCUUGGUAAUCGACGGACUUGGGAACGAUGACUGGUCUUUCUACGUUGCCGAGACUUUUCCCAAGGCCAACUUUUACAAUCUCUCUCCAAGAGCUCCAUUGGCCGAGAGGACUAACAAGGGUGAAACAAGUGCGCUCCUCAGCCCGCCAAAUCAUCAUCAAGUACAGUAUCUCAGCCAUCUGGCCAAAUUCCCUUUUGCUCCCCAGAGCUUUGACUCUGUCGUGUACCGAUUCCCGAUCGCUGCGCCCGAAUCGCACUAUCGCAACAUCAUUGCCGAGUCGCGGCGUGUCUUGAAGCCUGGAGGAUAUCUCGAGCUGGCCAUUCUUGAUCUUGAUCUGAACAACAUGGGUAACAGGGGACGACGCACGAUUCGGCAACUCAAAGAAAUGAUUCAUGAGCAGUCGCCUGCGACGAGUCUCGCCUCGGCUGCCGAUAUUCUGGUCAAGCUGCUUGGCAGAGGCGGCUUCUCGGGCAUACGGGCCGCCAAGGUCGGGGUGCCCGUGGCAAGCUCCAUCGUCCAGCCCAGAAGCAGCAGCAGCUCAUUCACCAAGAAGCCGUCACCGCAAGCGCCGCUUAGCCUCUCGGACAUGAUGAAGGAGAAUGGCCCUGCCGCGGACGCCAACAUUACCAAGAUGGUGACGCGCGUCGGCCGCUGGUGGUACACGCGCUGCUACGAGAACGCAGCGGGCGCCAAAGAAGGGCGCAAGAGCAUUUGGGAUGACAAGGCGCUAUUGCAUGAGUGUCAAGAGCUAGGCACCAGCCUGAAGCUUACUGUCUGCUGCGCGCGUGCUCCAGACCGAGUGACUAGCCUGUAG